Messenger RNA from Aphanomyces astaci, 607 nucleotides. RefSeq lists its product as hypothetical. The coding region runs from base 14 to 574 and encodes 186 amino acids. Gene Ontology annotation, biological process: protein folding. The record is from RefSeq and is a predicted model, not a curated record. The transcript has 2 exons. Gene Ontology annotation, cellular component: microtubule cytoskeleton; cytoplasm. Lineage: Eukaryota; Oomycota; Saprolegniomycetes; Saprolegniales; Verrucalvaceae. Gene Ontology annotation, molecular function: GTP binding; GTPase activity.
CGAAUCGACCUCGAUGGGGCUUCUAACGAUCUUGAAAAAGGUCAAGCGGAAGGAGAAGGAGCUGCGCAUCCUGAUGCUAGGAUUGGAUAACGCGGGGAAGACCACGAUCCUGAAGAAGUUCAUGGGCCAAGACAUCAGCUCCAUCAGCCCCACGCUUGGAUUCGACAUUCAAACGCUCGAGUACAAACAGUACAAGCUCAAUGUGUGGGACGUAGGCGGGCAGCAAACCAUUCGGUCGUACUGGCGCAACUACUUUGAACAAACCGACGGACUUGUGUGGGUGGUGGAUAGCGCCGAUCGCCGCCGACUGGAAGAUUGCAAACGUGAGUUGGUGGCGUUGUUGACCCAAGAAAAGCUAGCGGGGGCGACGCUCCUUAUUUUCGCCAACAAGCAAGACCUGCCCGGAGCGUUGAGCCCGGAGGAUAUUGUGCUGGCGCUGGGCCUCCACGAAAGCCAAUUCGCCAAUCGCCAUUGGAAAAUCCACUCGUGCAGUGCGUUCACGGGCGAUGGGCUAGCAGAUGGCAUUGACUGGAUGGUGUCCGACAUCUCGAAUCGGAUUUAUAUGCUGGAAUAACACGCAAUAUGAUUGUUGAGUGUAUUGCCGACA